Messenger RNA from Closterium sp. Naga37s-1, 597 nucleotides. The record is from the annotation of a GenBank genome assembly. NCBI's taxonomy places the organism in Eukaryota, Viridiplantae, Streptophyta, Zygnematophyceae, Desmidiales, Closteriaceae.
AUGCUCCACCCACCAUGCCCUCGCUGCCACUCACCAUGCGCCAUCCCCCCAUACUCGUUCGCCCAUCCUCCCCUCCCACUUGCUUACCAUCAUGCUGCCAUUUUUCCGCCGCCACAGUCGCAUUUAACCAAGUCAGCCACACUCAACGCCACUCCCAUGCCAUCCGUCCGCAUGCCUCCUCGCCUCCUGCGCCGCUGCCGCCACUGUCGCUCCUCUGCUGCCCUCUCACCAGUGGUGAGAGCAGCAGAAGUGGUGGGGAACAGCCCCCUCCCCUCCCCACCACAUGGCCCCACUGUGCCACGCGGGGAACUGUCCUCCGCCCUGAACCGCUGUCAGUGGAGACAGGGGCAGGGAAGAGAGGUAGGUGGGAAGAGAGGUAGGUGGGCAGCAGAUGGAAGGUGUGGUGAUCAGGAAAUGGCAGCAGGAGAUGGCAUAGCUUGUAACGGCCAUCGCGAUCCGCGCUUCAACCCCGACCCUCCGCGCUCAGCCCCGCGCCAGCGCACGUUCCCCCCGCCCCUUCGCGUUCCCCUCACCACCUUCCGUCUGCAGCACUCGCCGCCUCCCCCCCGCUCGCGAAAAACCCGUGCUGAUGGCUAG